UCACAAAAGCUCGCCGUCGCCGGGCAAAGCACCUUCACCCGCCUUCUCUCCCGUUCCUCGACAAGUCAACGCCCUCCGCGUGACUGUAACGGCCGUGACCCGUGCGUGCAGACCAAACACGUCGCCGCACCCCGACCCGCCCUCUACAACAGCAACCGCGGCGCCACCUCUCCCCGCCGCCCCAACGCAACUGCAACUGCAUUUCCCCCAGUGCACACCUGCCACACCCACCCACGCUCCUUGACUCGCCCGCCGCUCUCUAUCACGUGCCCCCGGCCAACCCGAAAAUACCGCUCUUCAAGCGCAAGAAGUCGCCCUCGAAAAGUGCCACAGUGCACGCGACGCAGCAGACCGACAUGGCAUCCUCCAUGCCGCCCGUCCCUGCAAAGGACGAUGUCCGAGCAACAUGGACGUACCUCGAAGCCGGUGUAGACAAGAUUAUGCACAGCCUGCGAGACGGCAUGGACAUGAAGACGUACAUGGGCCUGUACACCGCCAUUCACAACUUCUGUACCGCCCAAAAAGCCGUCGCCGGUUCAUCCUUCACAUCGCACAACAACCGCGGUGGGGCCCAUCUCCUCGGAGAAGAUCUAUACCAGCACUUGAUCGAGUACCUGAAGGUUCACCUUAAGGUGGUGCAGGACAAGUCGCACGAGCACACCGAUGAGGCCCUCCUCUCCUUCUACAUCAAGGAAUGGGGCCGCUACACGACUGCCGCCCAAUACAACAACCACUUGUUUAGGUACCUAAACCGCCACUGGGUUAAGCGCGAGAUGGAUGAGGGAAAGAAGAACAUCUACGACAUCUACACCCUGCAUUUGGUUCGCUGGAAGGAGGAUCUGUUCACUGGCACCCAAGAACAGGUCAUGCGCUCUGUGCUGAAGCUGGUGGAGAAGCAGCGGAAUGGCGAGACUAUUGAUCAGAUGCAGGUCAAGCGUGUCGUCGAUUCGUUCGUGUCCCUCGGUCUGGACGAGCAGGACAGCUCCAAGUCAACGCUCGACGUGUACAAGGAGUUCUUCGAAAAGCCAUUCCUCGCGUCGACGGCAGAGUACUAUGACAACGAGUCCAAGCAGUUCUUGGCGGAAAACAGCGUGGUUGAAUACAUGAAGAAGGCCGAGAUCCGCCUGGAAGAGGAGAAAAACCGUGUCAGCAUGUACUUGCUCGCCGAGAUUAUGUCCCCUCUGAUGCGCACGUGCGAAGAGGCGCUCAUUACGAAGCACUCCCAGGCUCUCCGAGAAGAGUUCCAGGUCUUGCUAGAUCACGACAAACAAGAAGACCUUGGCCGCAUGUACAACCUGCUUGCCCGCAUUCCGGAAGGCCUCGACCCGCUGCGCACGCGCUUCGAGACCCACGUCAGGAAGGCCGGUCUGUCGGCCGUAGAGAAGGUCUCCGUGGAGGGCGACAGCAUUGAACCUAAGGUGUACGUUGAUGCGCUUUUGGAGGUCCACACUCAGUACCAGGAUCUUGUCAACCGCGCCUUCAAUGGCGAGUCGGAAUUCGUUCGAUCACUGGACAAUGCCUGCCGCGAGUUUGUCAACCGGAACAAGAUCUGCAAGUCCGGCUCGAACAAGUCGCCUGAGCUUCUCGCAAAAUACACAGAUACCUUGCUGAAGAAAUCGAGCGCGAAGAUGUCGGAGGAGGACAACAUGGAGGCGCUUUUGUCUCAGGUCAUGACUGUCUUCAAAUACAUUGAGGAUAAGGAUGUGUUCCAGAAGUUCUACUCGCGCAUGCUUGCCAAGCGUUUGGUGCAGAGCACCUCCGCCUCGGACGACGCAGAGACCACCAUGAUCUCGAAGUUGAAGGAGGCCUGUGGAUUCGAAUACACCAACAAGCUGCAGCGCAUGUUCCAGGACAUGCAGAUUUCCAAGGACCUGAAUGGCACAUAUUCUGAUUGGCUAGAUCAGACGUACGAAGCUCCAGAGCGCAAGGGGUUCGUCGACGCCAGCUACAACAUUCUUGGAACUGGUUUCUGGCCUUUGAGCGCGCCCACCACGACUUUCACACCGCCUCAACUUAUUGUGCAGACUUAUGAACGUUUUACCACCUUCUACAACAACAAGCACCAAGGCCGCAAGCUGACAUGGCUGUGGCAUCUAUCAAAGGGCGAGAUGAAAGCCAACUACUGCAAGGUUGCUGGCGGCAAAAUGGCUCCCACAUUCCAAGUGUCGACGUACCAGAUGGCCAUUCUGCUGCCUUUCAACGACACAGAUACGGUCACAUACGACGAGAUUGCCGAACUCACCAAGCUCGACAAGCAGACACUUGACCCCAGCAUAGGUAUCUUCAUCAAGGCGAAGGUCCUCACUGCCACACCGGAGGGCGCCAAGCCGGAAUCGGGCACCACGUAUACGCUGAACCUGGGCUUCAAGACAAAGAAGCCGAAGAUGAACUUCAACAUUGCGAUCAAGGGCGAACAGAAGCAGGAGGCUGAAGAUACGCACAAGACCAUCGAGGAGGACCGCAAGCUCCUCAUGCAGUCGGCCAUCGUGCGUAUCAUGAAGUCGCGCAAGAAGAUGAAGCACCAGCAGCUUGUCUCGGAGACGAUUGCGCAGAUCAAGAACCGCUUCAUGCCCCGCGUCCCAGAUAUCAAGAAGUGCAUCGACAUCCUGCUCGAGAAGGAGUACCUGGAGCGUCUGGAGGGCGACGAGCUCGGCUACCUUGCCUAGUCCCCGCAAUCGUAUGUCUUUUUCUAGCGAGUAAUGGUUUUCUCAGUUAGGACCGGUGAGGCAAGAUGGCUUUGCGGGUCCGGUAUCUCUGCGCGUUAUGGGCUGCUCUACUUGGCGUUUUCACAGGACACUUUGUGUGUAUCGGGCAUCGGAUGGGCGCUAGAUGAGCUAUGGCUUCGCAUGUGACGUUUGAGCCCAGAGGGCUCAAUAGAUGAAGAAUGGAAAUGUGAGUUGAGUCGUGAGCGAGGUGGCUUAGCCAGCCUUGAAGUAAGUAGAGACAAACUUCAUUUAUCCAUAAUACCUAACUUUGCUCGCCCACUGUGGUCCC
Molecule: messenger RNA, 2994 nt
Organism: Paraphaeosphaeria sporulosa
Lineage: Eukaryota; Fungi; Ascomycota; Dothideomycetes; Pleosporales; Didymosphaeriaceae
Product: Cullin-domain-containing protein
Exons: 3
Coding region: 357-2666 (769 amino acids)
Biological process (GO): SCF-dependent proteasomal ubiquitin-dependent protein catabolic process; protein ubiquitination
Cellular component (GO): SCF ubiquitin ligase complex
Molecular function (GO): ubiquitin protein ligase binding
Source: RefSeq, a predicted model, not a curated record